Messenger RNA from Symbiodinium necroappetens, 551 nucleotides. Lineage: Eukaryota; Dinophyceae; Suessiales; Symbiodiniaceae. The record is from the annotation of a GenBank genome assembly.
AUGCGGGAUGAGUCCGACAAGGAAGGUGGUCCAACUGAUGCGCCAGCACAGGCGCAUGACAGGUCAAACGAUGCUUCUGAAAGGCUGCUCCAUUUUGAUGGAGUGCGGACGGUGUUCGCCUUGUGGAUCGUGUUCCACCACAUGGCGCCGAGACAGCCUUCGUUGUUGGACAAGAUGCUGGUACGAGUCGAUGUGUGUGUGGAGUUUUUUGUGCUACUUUCGGGUUUCAUGACGCACUACGCAUACCACAGCAAGGACAUAGAAUCAUCUUUUGGGUCGCUGGCGGCGUUCUUUGUUCGCCGCUGCUUCCGUUGCCUGCUGGCCAGCUACCUGGGCAUGGUGCUCUGCACCGUGACCUUGUGGCUGGGUGGCUUUGAGGUUUGGUCCUUCAACACAUUGAGCUGCUUCCUCCUCAUCAAGACAUGGAUCGACCCGGAGCCCAACUGCCCGAACAUGCCGUCGUGGUUUCUGGUAUCUAUGCUCCCUUCGUGGCUGCUAUACCCGAUGUUCAGACCCGUGUUGGGGUGGAACCGGUCCACGGGCGGGCAUGU